Messenger RNA from Paramecium pentaurelia, 680 nucleotides. NCBI's taxonomy places the organism in Eukaryota, Ciliophora, Oligohymenophorea, Peniculida, Parameciidae. The record is from the annotation of a GenBank genome assembly.
AUGAAUUAACAAUUAAAUCAAAUUAUUUGGAGGAAAUUUUUUGAAGACAUUAAGUUAGAUUAAGCAGAAUAAAAAUAUCUUGUUUCUCUUCUACCAAUAAAUUCAAAAGGAAUUACAAUAGAUUUAUAUGUUUAUUCAAAUGUUUCUAGAAAAAUGUAUUAUAUUCAUUUAUUUGAAACUAAGUAAGAUGUAUUGAAGUAUUUAUUGAAAUUAUUUCUUAUAUUUAAGGAAGAAAUUAAUGAAUCUCUAUAAUUAAAAGGUUAAUUAUGUAGAUAUGAUGAAAAAUAUUAAAAUAAUAUAGCCCUUUUCAGAACUAAAGGAUUAAAGUUGAAAAGUAUGAGAAAAAUAAUUGAGAGGUUUGUAAACAACAAACCUAUAUGUACAGGAAUAUUUGAUACAAAAUAAUAUGUAAUAAAAUUGAUUAUUUAAAGAUAUUAAGGAAUAAUAUAACAUGUACUUUUAAUAUUAAUUUACAUUGGGAACCAGAAGCAUAUCGACCUAUUUUAAUAGAUGAUAGAUUAGUAUUUUUAAAAGAAGAAGAAAAAACUAUUUAAUAAAAAGAUGAAGUUUAAAAAUUGUCUUGGUUGUCUUACAAAUAACAUUAAAUAGAAAUGAAAAAAAAUAAAAUAAUUAUUUUAGAAGAUAAAGAAUAAAAAAUUGAGUUUAUUAAAAUUGAUUGA